Lentinula edodes (shiitake mushroom) is the source of this 738-nucleotide messenger RNA. RefSeq lists its product as uncharacterized. Lineage: Eukaryota; Fungi; Basidiomycota; Agaricomycetes; Agaricales; Omphalotaceae. The transcript is spliced from 8 exons. The record is from RefSeq and is a predicted model, not a curated record. Gene Ontology annotation, molecular function: hydrolase activity. The coding region runs from base 1 to 738 and encodes 245 amino acids.
AUGAGUUUCUGUGAAGAUUGUAUCAAAGGGGUCAAACACGACGGAACUCCCGAAGGGAAGUGGGAAACUAUCAACGGAGUUGAAUGCUACCAGAAAGACAAACUCCCGAAUGCUCAGGUACGCCCACUGAUUUUCAGUAAUGUCUUGUAUACUAAUCCGUCUAUACAGCUUUUGGUGGAUGGUUUUGCAAAGAACGGUUUCAAAACAGUGGCCCCCGAUUUCUUUGAGAAAGAUAGAGUGCCUUUCGAUCCAUUCGACUCUGAGUCGCCACGGACCCCCAUUGCGCGCCCUCUCCUUGACAAGGUCAUUGCCGCGCUCAAGGGACAAGGUGUAACAGCGUUCGCUGCGACUGGGUAUUGUUAUGGAGGCAGACUUGUCUUCGAUUUAGCGUUUGAGAAUAUCACUUCUGCGUCUAUCGCGAACCACCCAUCGCAUUUGAAGUCUCCGGAUGAUCUGGAGAAAUAUUUCUCCACCUCCCACGUUCCACUGCUUCUCAAUACUUGCACCGUCAACGAACAGUUCCCUCUACCCGCCCAAUCCCAAGCCGAUGUCCUAUUCGGUGAAGGUAAAUUCACUCCUGGAUACAAACGCGAGUAUUUCGAUGGCUGCACACAUGGAUUUGCUGUGAGAGGAGAUCUGAGCAUUCCCCAGGUGAAAGCGGGGAAGGAAGGAGCAUUCAAGGCUGUGGAGUGGCUGUAUAAAUAUGGAUUCGGACCAGAGGGGAAGGCAUCGAAGUAA